GUCCACUUCCGGCGGGGAAGAGAGCUGGAAAAAUAGCUGGGGUAGGAGGCCAGGCUGGAGCAAAAGAGAGUCGCUGUGCAGGGGAAGGGGCGACGUUUGAUUGCGGAGAAGGUUCUCUACAACCAGAAGAGACAUCAGUAAGCCAUGGAGGACUGUGGCAGCCUCAUAGAGUUUGAUGUCCCUGAGUUCAGCAACACCGUCCUGAACCAGCUCAAUGAGCUCCGUCUCCAGGGCAAGCUGUGUGACAUCAUUGUGCAUAUUCAGGGCCAGCCGUUCCAGGCCCAUAAGGCCGUUUUGGCCGCCAGUUCACCAUACUUCCGCGAUCAUUCAGCACUAGGCACAAUGAGUGGUCUCUCCAUCUCCGUAAUCAAGAGCCCUGAGGUUUUUGAGCAGCUGCUGGCCUUCUGCUACACUGGCCGCAUGGCAUUGCGCCUGCGUGACGUCAUCAGCUUUCUUACGGCUGCCAGCUUCCUCCAGAUGCAAGCUGUGAUUGACAAAUGCACACAAAUUCUUGAGGGUAUUCACUCCAAGGUCAGCCUCCCUGUGCCUGUUGAAACAGAUCCAGAUGAUGAUUGCACCACCUCAAGGGCUGGACGCAAUGGUGUAAAAGAUGGAGGUAUUUUUGUAAACCCCACCCAGAUUUCACCACCCUACUAUUUGCGUCAGAAUCAUUGCGCAGAAGUGCGGAGUUCAGGAAAACGGGCCGUACAACUUGCAGAGGAGGGACACUCAGACCGAGGGAGCAGUGACAGCGUAUCUGAGCAGGAGGCGUCCAUGGAGGUUGAGCCAGAACAGGUGGAGUUGAUCGGGAAAGAUGGGCAGGUAACUGAUGUCCAUAUCAAGCUCGAGAAAACAGAUCGGCCUAGCUACUCUGACAGCUCGUCGGCAGGAGAUGAUGGCUACCACACUGAGCUAGUGGAUGGCGAACAGGUGCUAGCUGUUAGUGUGGGAUCGUACGGGCCCGUGCUGUCCUCUGCCCGAUACACCUACUCAGCACUGCCUUCCCCCUGUUUUGUCAGCCUGAGUUCCUCUAGCCCAUCUCGUUCCUUGCUCAGCAGCUUCCAUGGUGGUCGUGCCCGUACCAAACGUCCUGUGCCUCUACCAGCUGAUCUACUAACUCAGCUCAAGCCUGGUGCUGAAGAAGGAGAUGGACCUGCAACAGCUACUGGAUAUGAGAAUGACAUAAGGGAGGGAAGUCUUCGUGGCCAGUGGUACCCCUACAACGAGCGCCUCAUCUGCAUCUACUGUGGCAAGUCCUUCAAUCAAAAGGGCAGCCUGGACCGUCACAUGCGUCUGCACAUGGGCAUCACACCUUUCGUCUGCAAAUUCUGCGGCAAGAAGUACACCCGCAAAGACCAGCUAGAGUAUCACAUCCGUGGCCACACAGACAACAAACCCUUCCACUGCCAGAUUUGCGGCAAAUGUUUUCCUUUCCAAGGCACACUCAACCAGCACUUGCGCAAGAAGCACAUGACCUCUGCCACAGAAGUUAACAGUCACGCGGACUUGCUGGGAGAGGCAUCUGAUGGCCAGAGGGGGGAGCAAGAGGACAUCUCUGAGGGCGAAGCAGCCUAUGGAGCAGCAUACGCUGAUGAUAUGUUGACAAAAAACACCAGUGAAGAGAGUGGCAAGUGUAGUCCAGAGGAAGCACCUGCAUCCAAGAGUGGGUUUAAAUGGUUGCGGUGCCAAAACCUGAACAAAACAUCUUCACUCUACCAAGGCUUGAUACUUCAGUAAAAUAUUCCUUAGUGAUUGUAUGAAUUCUGGAUUGAUAUAGUUCAGUUUUCUUCAGCAGCCAUGUUAUGUAUGUCUGGGGGGAAAGUGCUAGUAUAAGGUAUACCUGUGGUGUAUUUCAGGAUCAAGGAUCCAUUAAUUUUUUUAUUAUGAUGCCAUAUUCUUUUGUUCUGUUAUUCUGCACUCUUUUCGUAGCAUUAUAUAUACAUUUGAUUCCAGGUCUAACGUCAACUUUUAAAAUGGAGACUGACAGCAUAGUUUCAGAUCAGUGCUAGAGCAGCACAGUAAACAAUAUUAAUCAGUUGACAAAUGUUAACUGUUGGGCUUUCCUGUUUUUGGUUUUGUGGUAAUUGUAUUUUGAUGUCUUUUCAAAAUGCUUUGACUUCACAAAUAGCAAACUUUUAGAAAUUUGUGGUUUGAGUUUUCCCAGACGCUGAUGAGGAGGUUGUGCCUUGAAAAUUAAACCUUAAAAUUAUGUAUAAAUAUAUUAGCAGAUAUGUUUCUGAUAGUGGUGCAGGAGUUACAUGUUAUAGGAAUUACCUUAGGGCCAUACCACUUUAGGAAGAAGGGAAAAAAAUUAUUGGUGAAAUAUUUAUAGCAUUGGUGUUCUCACUCAGUCAGUGGUUUAAAUUUCAAACAGAUUUUCUUGUAUUUUGCUUUGGCUUUAAAAUAAGCUUUGUAUGGUACGGACAGCUAUAAUAAGAAUUUCUCCUCAGCUUCUCGCACUUAAUGCAUCUGUUAACCAGAACAGACCAAAAUGUGCAGUGUUUCGAUAAAGAAAUUAAUAAUUGAGAAAGACUGACUGACUCUCAUUAGGCUUUUGCAAAGAGUGUUAAAUAUUAUGGAGAUGUAUGUGCUGGAGGUAUAGCCGUUUCUUAAGUCUAGGUUUCCAUACUACAAUAGAACAGUAAUAAGAUAAACCUGCAGUGUCAGGUCCACUAUUGUGGACACUUUUAUAUGUUUAGUACUGUGAAGAGAGAAUCUUGUAUGCCUAUUAUUACCAGAAUAUCAGUUCCUAUCCAUUUUCACUGUUGUGUAAUUGGUGCAAAACGUCAUACCUCACAUUUGUUUUUGCUUUCUCUUGACAGGUUGUUGACCUGUGGUUGAUUAAUGCUCCUUUCUUUUUAUGAGGAUUAAUAUCUGUUGUCUCUCAUGCCAUUUUUUUAUUUAUUUUUAUUUACAAAUAUUUUGUACUUUUUUUUUCUCCACACCCUCACAAAGUCUUAUUUGAGUCUUUCUAACAGAUCACAAGUUAUCUCAGAGGUGCAUAAAUUUGGUUUUUCCUAGCUAGCAAAGCAUUAGGCUUGUGCUUUAGUAGUAACUACAUUCAAGCAGUUGCCUUCCUAGCUGUCUGCAGUAUUUGAUUUAUAGUUCGUAAUGCUCAGACGGAUUAAAACGUGCCCAGUUCUUACAAUAUUCAAGUGCUUUUAAGCUGAUUUGACAUUUGACAUACCAUUUAGAUAUUUAUCUGACCACACCCUCCAUAAAUUGACUUAAUCAUCAUUCCCCUUUUGUAAAGAUUGAAGAUUAUCCCAUCACGACUACUCCUUCAAACCGCAACCAGUAUCAUGCCUUGUUUCUGAAAAAAAUGUUGUUUUAAAAUACAUACUGAUUUAGGGAAUGAUGCUCAUUUGUUUGUCUUUUAAUGGGUUUAUUGCAGUGUAGUCACUUGAGCAAUGUUAACUUUUCCCAUACAAGAAUGUUUCAGUUAAAGUACAAAGUAUUUUCAGUGAAAAGAUUGUUUUCAGAUUUAAAUGUGAAGUGUGUAAUUUCUGUGCAACUAGUGUCACCAAACAGAAUUGCAAAAUUAAUGACCAUUGGUUGGACAAAGAGAUAGUCCCGCCCCCCAAACACCAAUUUCUCUGUUUUAGGCUGGUCGGGAUGUAGUACUCAGCCAAAAAAAUAUAUAUAUAUAUAUAUUUUAGGGGGAAUAAAUCAAUCUCUGAAUGGCUUAUAGUUUUCUCUACAUAUUAAGCUGGGGAAGGAGAAUGUAUUUUAACACUGAACAAAUUUCACACAUCACUUUUAACUUCAGCACUUAAAGUAGAAUGGAAGGGAACUUCAUCCUUCUUUUCUCCUUCUUUAAAAUCAAGCUUUUUUAUUUGUUUGCUUUUUCAGUUUACUCUUAUUUCAUAUUUUAGAGUACAGAACAACAUUUGUGCCAUUAAACUCUUUUCAUAUGCUUGUAUUACUGGCAGUUAUGCAAGAAUGAGCCUAAUACUUAUUUUUAUUUUACCAUAUCUGAGCUUUGAACAGAUAAUAAUGCAUGACAGUUUCAAACAAUGAGCCAAACAUUGUUACUGUUUGCGUUACAGCUAACAAGAGCCAAAAUGUUGAAUGUAAAACACUUUAGGUCUGUCUGUGUACUACUGAUAAAGUUCCCUGCAACUAUUGCUCUGUAAAAUGAGACGCCAUAUCUGUCAUUUGUAACAUUGUAAACCUGACGGCUUCUUUCCCAGAAUAUGUUUAGAUUUGCUCUGUUCCUUUAUCGUAAUGAACCAGCUUUUAGAUAUUGUGAACAUGAGCUUGGCCACCAGUGUUGGGUGGAAUGCAUUAAUAAGUAAUUAAUUACUGUAAUUAAAUUACUUUUUCAUUGAAAAAAGGAAAGGGAUUAGUCUUAAUUUUUCAGUAAUGUAAUUACAGUUACUUCUGAUGUAAUUGUGUUAAAUACUGUGUAGACUAUAGAACAAUUCUGUAUAAAACAAUAGUGAAUUUAAAAUCGAAAUUUAACAUCUAAUGUUAAAAUACAUGUUUUCUAAUUUAACGCUGACCCUUCAAUUCUUUGGCCAGUUCAUGAAUAAUUUAUUUGAUUUUAUAUGAUUUAUUUGAAAGAAUUAAAAUAGCAGUUUCAUAUCUAUCCUUGUAUCUUUCAUCUGGUUGAGGUUGAUCAGGGUUUUAGAAAGUAAUUAGUCAAAAAUAAUGCAAUUACUUUUCAGACAGUGAAAUUAGUAAUCUAAUUACACGGUAGAAUAUGCAAUUAGUAGUUAGUAAUUAAUUACUUUUUUAUAACCCAACACUGUUGACCAUUAACCAAAGAGUGAACCAAAAAUUGUGUAGGGUUUGCGUAGUGUGCUGCACAGUGGAUUAGAGAGAGACCAAAACCAAGCCCUGGAACAAAUGAAUCUGUUUUGGAAUUGUGAAUAGAUCUUAUUUUUUAUUAUUAUUCUCCCACAGCAUAACAGCUGUCAGAUUUCAUCUGCAAUAAUUAGGAAAAGUGUUUGCUGUCAUUUAUAACUACAUAUUUUGUCAUUAGACAGUAAUGCAUUAGUCAACUGAUAUGUUGAGCUAAUGUUUCAUUCAAAGUGAAUGAAGCAGUUGGCAUACAUUUUGAUUAACUUUUUGAUGGUUUUUGUGGUUGCUAAAGAGAGAAUGGUAUAAAUGCAUAGAAAAGUUAGAGGUCUUGUUUUGUUGAGGAAGUGUUUAGAAUCUGAUUGAACCUGUGCCUUGCCAUAAAAAAAACAAAGGCUCAACUACCCCCUACAGGUUAUCUAAGUUUGCAACAAUGCAAGAUUAUGGGAAUGAGAUGGGGUUUCUUCUGAAAAAAUGGGGGGUGGAGGGGGUGUUUGUAUUGUUGUGUAUAUAUCACAGCCUGAUCUGUAUAAACUUUAAACUAGUGGUGAUAUGCAAAAGUAAUACGCCUAUUAAUUAGGUCAUAAUCAAGAAAUGUCAAUGCAGUGAGGGGUUCUCUCUUUCUGUAGUUGCAUUUUUUUAUUUUUUUGUAUCCUGACUUGAUUGUCUUUAUCAUUCUAGAUUUUUUUUUUUCAUGGGGGGAAAAUCUCAUUUGUAGGGGAUUAAUAUGCAGUGAUAUUAAAUGAAGCAACAGAGAUUUUGCAUCAGAAGCAUUAUGCAGUUUUAUCAGAAAGAGGAUAUGCUGAAUUAAAAUGGGACAAUCAAACAGCUUCAAAAUAUGGAAGCUUCCUCUUAAAAAUUAGUUAUAUCAUAUUUUAGUAAGUGAUUUUUUGCUUUGCUAUGAUCUCAUAAGAAUGAUGACACUUUCAGGUUAGCAGGUUGCUGUAUCAUGUAUAUUGUUUAUUAUAGAGAGGGGGGAUAUGCAUGCCGACCCACUUAUUGUUAAAGUAGAAUUGCAUGGUACCCUCCACAUUGUAAUAUGAAAAUACAGAUGAUCCUUUGUUUUUGUCUUAAAACUUGAAAGUGAUUUUCAUUUACAGCUAUAUCGCUUUAGUGAUAUUUUAUCUGGCUUGCACUUAAUAAGCUUUCAAAAACGUUAAUGAUUUUAUUUUAUUUUUAUUUUAUUAUUUUGUUGCUAUAAAUGUUUUCCAUAAGGAAUUAUUUUUCUUUCCAUGUUAUACUCCCAAUUUUUGGGACUCAUAAGGCCUCAAAUAUUUUAUUGCUUGGGAUGUGUUCCCCUUCAGUGGUGCUUUAUGACUAGUCAGGUUUCUUUUUGGUUUUAUAAUGUAAGCAAACAGAUGUUUAAUGAGUGAUAUGGGAUUGACAUACACUUGUAAAUGAUUAUAUGAACUGUACUAAUAGCGUCAUACUCUGACAAAUGACCUAGACACUCAUGGUUCAUAUUCACUCGUUUUGUUCACGUAACUGGUUCAUUUGGUGCCAUGCACAAUAAUCAAAAAAGAAGUGUUUACAGGGAAGGCUGUUGGACUAUUUUUUGAUUGUGCAGCUCAUCCUUUUUAACUAUUGAAACUAACUUCCUUCAGGUAGUUUAUGAACACUGAUCUAAACUUAGAAAUAUCGAAGAAAAGCAAAUCUUGAAGUCUUCCAUUUGGUUCUCUACAUUCAGCAUGUCUCCUCUGUGUGAUAAGCAAAAGCAAUAACCUUUUUAGAGCAGUUGUUCCAUUGGUGUCUGUCUGCCUCUCAGAUUGCAGGUGAAUAAUGUCUCAAAAUGAGUGCAUUCAGGAUGUCAGGAAUUUGAGGUCUUAUGAUGAGGAGGGGCUCCUUUUCUCUUUUUUUUUUCUUCUUUUUUUUUUUUUUUUUGUGUGUGUGUGUGUGAAAAUUUGGACAGGUUGGGCAAAAAUGCAGCUUAAUAUUUUUGUGGUUACCACAGUCUACAUUCUGUUUGUGUGGCUGUCCGACUCAAUGCGUGUUUGUAUGUAUUUCAUCCACCUUCCAACUGUGUCAUUGGUGAAAAAGAGCAUCUUUUUGUACGUGUCAAAUAUGAAAGGGAUUUUUGGGAGAGGUAAACUGCCGCUAUGCUGUGCGCUAAAUAUCUUCCUCCUCCAUGCAUAUAUACUGCAUUUAGAACUGGCUAAUCAAAGGCCGAAGAGCCCAUCAGCAAAAUUUUAACUUUGUUUCUAAAAGUCUCUGAAACUCUGUUAGCCUCUAGUUCUCAUGUAUUUGUGACAUGGCAAAAAGAAAAAGUAGAACUCAGGGUUUACUAGUAUUCAGAAAAUGCCAUUUUGGAUAUGAAAUGAUCUUUGUAUGUCCAAAAUUAAGCUUGCACUUUUACUUCAGGUGGGGAAGCAAUUCCUCAGUCGUUGGUUCCCAAAACAGUCUGCCUCAAAGGUGUAGUAAGGUGCACCUAAGCAUUUCCGUUCUUGCUUUCCGAAUGCAUGGGACAAGCACAGAGUUUCAAUGCUUAAGGAAUACAGAAGAUCUUUGGCGCAAAUUAUUUAAGUAGCACUCUGUCCAGCUCUCUGUUAUCCACUAUACGUACAACCUCACAACCCAACUGUGAACCUCAGAACUCUACUGUUUUAUACAACUAUGAAGUACAUGAAGCUAGCUAAUGCUGUAACAAUUAACUCACCAUUUAUAAAUUUUAUUUUAUAGCAUGAAAUAUAAGAUUAUAUUUAUUCAAAUUAUAUAUUUUACUCAUAAUCAUUUUGUGCUGCUUUUUAUUUUCAUCCUAAAGCUUGUAUAUUGCUUUUUUAUGAUACAAAGAAAUGUCAAUAGAUCAAAAUGCAUUUGUUUGUACAAUAAAGAUGCUGAUUUGG
This is a messenger RNA of Myxocyprinus asiaticus (Chinese sucker), 7643 nucleotides long. RefSeq names its product zinc finger and BTB domain-containing protein 34-like. Gene Ontology annotation, molecular function: RNA polymerase II cis-regulatory region sequence-specific DNA binding; protein binding; DNA-binding transcription factor activity, RNA polymerase II-specific. The coding region runs from base 145 to 1737 and encodes 530 amino acids. Lineage: Eukaryota; Metazoa; Chordata; Actinopteri; Cypriniformes; Catostomidae. Gene Ontology annotation, biological process: regulation of transcription by RNA polymerase II. The transcript is spliced from 3 exons. The record is from RefSeq and is a predicted model, not a curated record.